Messenger RNA from Toxoplasma gondii ME49, 4664 nucleotides. RefSeq names its product sigma-70, region 3 protein. NCBI's taxonomy places the organism in Eukaryota, Apicomplexa, Conoidasida, Eucoccidiorida, Sarcocystidae. Gene Ontology annotation, molecular function: DNA-binding transcription factor activity. Gene Ontology annotation, biological process: regulation of DNA-templated transcription; DNA-templated transcription initiation. The record is from RefSeq and is a predicted model, not a curated record. The coding region runs from base 320 to 4024 and encodes 1234 amino acids. The transcript has 2 exons.
CGAAGAGGGGUAAGGACAAUUGCGGAACUUCGGUUUCUUUCGUGCUGCGAAUUCUACAGACGCGAUUCUCCGUUCAGGUGGUCAGCGAGUGACCGCGUCCACGAAGGAGACAGAAAACUUUCACGUGGAUUUCUCCCUUUUUCUUUUUAUUGAUUCGCUCUGUCUCUGACACUACCCUGCUGUAUCGACGCUUUCCGACUCUCCGCUCGUCUUCGUUUCCGGGCCACCGUACAAAUUGCAUGCGACCCAGGAAUCGCAUCUUUCAGCCUCAACAGCUUUUCUCCCUUUAUCGAUUAUCGGGAGAAGACAGAAGAGCGAGAUGUCCCUUUCUUCUCUCUCCGGUUGGAUUGAAGGGAGAGUUGACGUUUCGCUCGGGUCUCCCGGGUGUCGCUGUGUGCCCCGGUCGCUUGUCAAGAGUUUCGUUCCUACUCUCGCGUUUUUCGUGCUGUACUUCUUUCUUGCAUCAGAAGCGACUCACGCGGUUCCUCUCCCUCAGCAUGGACUUUCCUCUGGCUCUUCUUCUCUCUCUUCUUCCCUUCGCGCUUCCUCACUGCCUCCUGUGACGGAGACACAGUCUCCGUCCAGGUUUCCUUCCUUCUCGCGUCUGGGUCGUCCUCCUCUCUCGUCUACUCUCCCCACCUGCAGAGCCUUAGCACUGCUGAGUUUCCUUCAGAUUCGCUCAUCCUGCGCUUCCCCGCUUCGCCUUUCUCCGUCCCAGCCUCCUUCCCUUCGCUCUCCGGGGUGUGCAGUUUCAGAGACUUGCACCGGCGAAGAUGAGGGGAACAACUCCUCCGUUCCUCCCCGUGCUCUCCCCAAACUCCACAGCCUGGAGGGGCAGUCCGACGCAUGGUAUAUCGCCUUCUCUCCCAGCGAAUUGAGUCCCCUUUUUUCCUCGUUGUCUGUCAGAGGGAAGCGGGGCAAGCGUCGGACAAAUCGGGCGCCUUUCACCUUCGUCACUGCAUGCGGUUCUCGGGCAGUGAGUGAAGAACCUGAUGGACCUUUUGCAUAUGCACAGAUGCGCCGUCGCGUUCCCAAAGAAAAACACCGGGUAGGGAGAAGCUUGUGUCGCCCAGCUGGGUGCAGAGAGAGAGACAAUUGGUGGAGCUGCACGGGACAUGGACAUGAACUUCACGCUUUCGCGCCCUCGUUCCUCCCAGGAAACAGAGAGCUUCUUGAUCGUGGCGAGGUUUCCAGUCUCACCACAGGAGAGCAGGAGUGGGACGUUUCACAGGUGCCGACCGAUGCGGCCUCUGCGCUCAGAGACUGGAGUCGAACCCCCCUAAGAGCGACCGCCCUCCACACGCUGGCGAGGUGGAGACCAGGGGACCUGCCGUCGCAGCCGCAUUCGCGUGUCUCUGUCAGACAGCCGAGGGCCUCCUCACUCUCAGCUCUUCUCCCGGGAAGACGCCUUCUUCUGUUGCCUCUCCAUUCUCUCGAAUGCGAAGCGAAGGGAGGAAGAGAAGCGCAGGAACGCGACGCAUGGGUGCUGGCGGCCACUCGGCGGGGCACCCAGCAGCACGCGAGAGAGCCUGGAGACGCGACCAGCCGAGCGGAGAACGGCGACAGGCUUCCGGCCUCUGGAGCGCAUCUCUCGGUGUCCAGCAAAAGCCAGGAAGAAGCUCUUGCAGAGUUGGAGACGUACGAGAGGAUUCGCGACAGCCGUCUCCUGAUGAGCUGGGACGCGUGGGCUCGCGGAGUCGGAAGGAGUCCCGAAUAUCUCAAGAACCUCGUCACUCGCGCGUAUGCGCCUCACGCGUCGACUUCACCCGACGAAGCCAGGGUCACCGGAUCCACUCCAGAAAAGCAAGACCCGCAGUCGGGGAGCUCAGACCCUCGCACCGAGAAGACGCCAGGACGCGGAGUGUAUCCCCGUCGCACGGAGGUGCAGGGCGAAGCGAGCGUCCCACAGGCUUCGGAAGAGACGAGCCAAAUGCCUGCAGGGAAGUCGACCAGCUCCGGAAGACGGAAGAGAAGAAAGACAGAGCCGACGACCUCUGCGGACCUGCGCGUCGACUUGGAAGCAAAACAUGAACGCGACAAACCUUCGGAGGAAGAGAGAACGAGCGAACGGCUCGCAGAGGCCAGAGCCGGAGAAGACAUGCCGUGGCGGCGACCCGAGACGCUGGCCUCGUCGUCGGUCCGACCCCGAAAGGUAGACGAGGGCCAUCUUGCCGAGGAAGAGGGAAGCGAGAAAGAGCAAGGUGGACGAGGCGAUGUGGAUGAGGCCUCGCGAAAGGGAUUCUCGAGUGGCGCUGCUGCCUCCCUCGGCGCGCUCGCAGGUGGGAAGAGACAGGACAGUCGCAGCGAGGUCCCUUGCGACAGAAAUAAACCGUCUGUGCCGCGGUCUAGAUCGAGGGAGACGGACGCGAAGGAUGAGACCUCGCCGACACGAGAGGAGCGGCCAACCAGACGAAGUGACGCUGAAGGCUCUACACGCCGUCCGGCCUCCACAGAGAGAGACGAAACAGAAGAGGAGAACUGGGAGGAGACCGCGCAGACGGCCUGGUCUUUAGGAAAACUGGUGUCGAGGCGGGAAUACGCGCGUCUCCUGUCUCUUCUGCGUGUAGAGGCGAUUCACGCGACUCUCGAAGGAUCAGAGAAUGAGGAAAAAGUCCCUUUUUUAUCGAAGACGCUGCCCAGACGGCCCCCCACCGUGCAGGAGUGGGCUGACGCGGCGACAGGCGGGGAUGUGAAGCUCCUUGAGGAGAAACUUCGAGACUCACGGGCGCUCUUGGAUGUCUGCUUGCGGAGGCUUCACCCUCUCGCGACGGUGGCUGUGAGACGCUUCCGCAGUGCGAACAUCUUCGCAGCUCAGCAGAGGAAACUGUAUCAGGAACAGGGCGACUACGACGCCAUUCGCGCCUUGCUGGAGAAGCGGAACGAAGAAGAAAUGGAACUUCUCCUCGUCGCCCUCCAAGGCAUUCGCCAAGGCCUGCGACGCCACGCUCGGACGGCCAUGCGCAGACGCGUUCGGCUGCUCAAAGAAGCGUCCUAUGUGAACCGAGAAGCAGGAGACGAAGACGCAGAAGAUGGUGAAGGAGAAGAAGAAGGCGAAGAAGAGAGAGAUGCAGCGGAGGAAGGAGACCUGGACGAAGGAAGGGAUGAAGAAGAUGACGAAAAGGAAGAGGAGGGAGGGGACUGGAGUCUUGUGAAAAAAAUGAAGAAGAAGGCUGUGAAAAAGAACGAGGAAGGUCCGAACAGGGAGGCCCUGUGUGACAAGACGGAUUCAGGUUCUGGAAAAGACGGAGAGAACGCGGUGUCUGUCGCGCCUUUCCCAGAGCUUCCGCCGCCUCCCAGCGUCGCCUACUGGCUGUGGAUGCGAACUGCGAUGGUCGACUGGGAGCAACAGAAGAGACAAGUCACACAGUUCCCCUGGCGAUGGUGGAAGGAGGCCGCGAGAGGCCGCAAGGCGUCGCACGGCCUAUAUGCGGAGUUAGGCCGAGAACCGACAGAGGCGGAGGUUGCCGACCGUCUUGGAAUUUCCCUCGACAAGUGGAGAGAUAUAAGUGUGGCCACCAAGGCUGCAACCUCUCUUGAGACUGAACUCGGCGGACCCCACGGCAGCCACGACCCAAAUGACAGGCAGGACACCGUGGGAGAUCUUCUGGUCAGUGAAGAGUCGCUGGAGAGCGAAAGCCAGAUGUUUGAAACCGAGCUGGAGACUCAGGUGCUCGACUUGGCGGCGGAGUGCCUCGAGCCCGACGAGUUUCAAAUGAUCAAGGCCCUGAUCUCGGAGCCGCAUGCGAGGAGCGAAGCCACCGCGAACUCGGCCGCCUGGAACGAGGACAACACGACUCGAGCUCAAACUCUCCAGUUCAUGGUCGGCGACUGCGUGGAUGAGAAGCUGAAAAAGGCGAUUCAAAAGAUGAAGGAGGCGGAAGUGAAACGUAAUCUCGAGAGCCUCAGUCCCGAGGAAAGACGCGAGGGACUCGCGAGUCCAGACGCCCUCGAAAAGGUCGUGCAAAGAAAGAGCACUGUGCUCCAGCUUUGUCUCGCUGCGAGCACCAAGCAGGGCUUCGAAUGACAGCUAUACAAAACAAGACGAGGCCGGGAGUCCAAGCAAGAACGCCAAGCGAGAAGGCAAAGAGAGAAAGUGAAGAGAAGGCGAAGCGGAGACGAGCAGGGAGACCUGAUGCACUGAGGAAGAAGACGAGGAUGUCAGGAGUGACUAGGAGAGGGUGACUGAGGAGGAAGAGGCAUAGGCAAGCUGUCACUGCGGCAGCGGGGGACAUUGAAGGCGACAUAUACGCGCCCAGGAAUCGAGAUGGAAGCAGGACAAGAAAGGCAGGCAGAGGUAGGAAGGACACAUGGAGAAGAGGUGGAGGAGAAAGGAUGGAAUGAACGGGAGGGACAAGCAAUGAGCCAGAUGCAAUGAGCGCAGUGGGGCUGAAGAGGGUGCGGGACUCGAAGGGAAGAAAGGGCACCCAGGCUGUGAAAUGUGAAGAGCGGAAAGCGAGCGACGGAUGCCAGGUUCGGGAAGUGAAGCCUGAUGCCCUUCCCCUGUGGAAUGCUCGAUGCUUUGAAUUCACUUGUUUUGUGGGCGAUUUGUUAAGAGGCGAUCCACACGCUUGGCCGUUGAAGCCGCGAGCGUAGUCGCUGUAGUUUUUGGUUCAUCACGCAUUCGAACAGGGAACCAACUAUCUGGGCACCUUCGUCUACUCAGG